AUUUUAACUUUAGGAAAUUCCAAAUUAAAGCAACACGUUCUAAGCCUUAGUCAGGCUUCAGUUAGUUUAGUGUUAGGCACUAAAACUUGUUCGUUCUGUUAUUAUCUUCGUGGCCAUCCAAAGUCGACUUGCGUAAUUAGCUUUUAGUUUUAACCUUAUUUUGAAGUUUACCGUUCAAUGUACUUCGAACGCCUGUAAUUAUACCGUAUACGCUAUUAUUGGGGCACGUAGGUUGCUCAUAUUUGUGUUUUGAUUUGAUCUUGAACCGAUAUUAUUAACCCAAAUAGGUUAAAAAUUACCAAUCUCACAGGUAAGUUUUCAUUUUUUUUAAUUGCCCUAAGGAAAACCAGGGUUAUAUUUUUAAGUUAUCCUUUGGUAUGUUUAGUUGUCAAUAUUUAUAGUUUCACAACAGCAAGGACUAUGUCAAACAACCUUGUCUGAGAGUCAUUAGUAAAAAUAAUAUUAUUUCAGCGACGACUCAUCUAAUACAAUCAUCGUUUGUCUAAAUUACACUUUUUCAAUGGCAAUAUCGUGAUUCAUUGUCGAUUCAAGUGUUAUUAUGUGUCCGUCUCGUUCACAUGUUUUAUGUUAAUCGUACUCACUCGCUCUACGAUAAUUGUUAUCAUUUUAAUUCGCUUUUGUUUCAGCUCCGACAGACCAUUGUUAUAACUUAUCAGUAUUACUACAAGGGUGAGCGUUUUCAUCUCAUUUAUCACGAACUCGAAUGCCGAAGUCUCGCAGAGAAAUUGUGUUUGGAACCGGACGUAGUUGGUUUAUUUUUUGUAUUCUUAGUUUCGAAUCAUUUGAAUCCACCUGGAGUAGAAAAAAAAAGGUUGGAUGCACGUGAGGUCGCAACAGAAAGAUUGAAGUGGCAGCGCAAGCGCCUUGUGCAGGUUGCACGGCCGAGCGAGAGGCGCGCCGCUACCGCUCGCCGCACGCCGCGAGCCUGCUCGGGCGGGCUACUCGAUUCAUUCUCGAUUUCUCGCCAGUGCCGCGCGAACCGCCGACAAUAUCGCCCGUCGUGUCGCGUUCCCAAUGUACAAAAAGUUUUUUAAUUCUUUUCGAAGUGUGAUUUGAAAAGUCGGUAACAAUAAAAGUAAACGAAUUGUUUUAUUAAUUUCGAAUAACGAAUUGAAUGGUGUUGUGAACAAGUGUAUCGAUUGUUGUAAACAGCUACCUGACCGACGCGUGGCGGAACAUAAAAACAAACUCUCGUCUCGCGUUUCGAAUGGUCCCCGGCAAUAAUUAGUUUGGUAAAAGUGAGUGUGUGUGCUGUGGACGCUUGAUGGUUCAAUUAGAACUGUUUUAUUAAGCUUUCGUAUGUACAGACAUUUCGCUUAAUCGGCUCUUACUUCGGAUCACCAAUGUUGAAGUUGGAAUCUCCGGAGGUCCGCAUGGCGCUGCCGCUGCCUGCGCGUGCGCCGGACCCCUCCGCGCUGGCGGCCUACUGGGCAGAGUACGAGGACCUGUGCCGACAGAUCGGAGCCGCGCAUGACGACGACGACAACCAUUAUGAAGAAGGCGAAUUGGAAACAGAAUGGCUGCAGGCUGCAGGCCUGGGUUCCCUGGCGGCCCCGUUCCAGGCGGGCCUGGAGGUCACCGAGGCCCAGCUGGGUGAGGCGGUGCGGCCGCUGCCCCGGGAGCAGGCGGCCGCCGUGCGCCGCCGCGUGCGCAGACUCAACAGGACUGUGAGGAGGAAGCGAGCCGCCUCCAGAGCCAGGAAACCAGACAUCAGGGACGUGUUUAGGGAUUUAGAGAACUCAAGUGGUAGUGAACCGCGGUCGCGCAGCGCGACUCCCGACUCAUUGGAUUCUCUGCCGAGCGGCGGGUCCGGCAGCCCGCCAGCCGAGUGGGCCGAUGCCGCUACUCCACCGGAUUUCGUCGACAGCUUCCCCCCCACGGGCACCCACGCGCCGCUCGCCCGCACCCCGUCGGCGCCGGCGGCGGGGCGGCGCGCGCGCCUGUCGCCGCCCGCCGGAGAGCCGCACUCCCCGCCGCUGCCCAUGCACGAACUCUUCAAGCCUAAUGACUUGCAUUGGGCUGACAUUGCAAGCAAUACCGAGGGUAUCGAGCUCCUAGGUUACCAAAGAUACGGCACAGUUCAGGGACCGAGAAUAGGAAAAGAACGAAUCAAUGGAUCCAUACUCAAAGACAACGAUCCUUUCAUUAACAACAAACACGCCCCCGUGUCACGUGCGAAGAGCGCUGUGUCCACGCAGCAGCCUCUCAGUUUCGAACACAAAUUUAAUCUCGACAGACAGAUGCUUGCCCACGAAGAGGAUUGGCCAGAAGAUGACAGCUGCGUGGACAUCGAGAGCAUCGGCGAGCCUCAGUUGAAGCGCCUGCCGCCGCUGCUGUGGCUCGAGCUCACAGCGCUAUUCGACAGAUACUCACUGCCCUUCCAGAAGAGGAAAUCUCCCAAGAAGAAGAGGAAAGAAGAGGGUUCAGUAUUCGGCGUGUCUUUAGAGACGCUGGUCCGCAAGGACAUGAUCCUGUGGGAGGAAACAUGGAGCUGCGCGCCCAGCAUAGUGCGAGCUCUGGCCUCCGCUCUGGUGCAGCGCACAGCUGAUGAGGGGCUACUGCGAGUACCCGGAAACAAGCAAAAGAUCGAGGCUCUGUGCCAGCUGAUCGAGCGGCAGUGGUACUCGGAGCGCUCGGCGGUGGAGGCGGCGCUGGCCCGCGCCAGCAGCCACGACCUGGCCGCCGUCUACAAGCGGCUGCUGCGCGCACUGCCGCAGCCGCCGCUCACACAGGAGCUCAUGAGGCUCUUCUACCAUACUUACUCUCUGAGCGGCACUACACAAGGGCGGGCCCUGAACCUGCUGGUGCUGCUGCUGCCGGCCGAGCAGCGCGCCACGUUGCGCGAGCUGCUGCGGCUCGUCACGGAGAUCGUGGCGCGACAGGACACCAACAAGAUGACCGAGCAUAACGUCGCCAUGAUCAUCGCGCCCACACUCUUCCCGCCAAGCCUCCUGAUCAAGCCGUCGGACAGCCUGGAGACCCAGCUGGCGACGGCGGCGAACAGCUGCCACGUGACGGAGGCGCUGAUGCGCUGGAGCUCGCAGCUGUGGCUGGUGCCGCGCUCGCUGCUGGCCGCGGCGCAGCGCAAGCCGCCGCCCGCGCGCCGCGCGCACCUCCCCUGAGCGCGCGAGCUUGCCUCGCCCGGCAGUGGAACUGUCCCCGACGCAGCCGAGCCGCCGGUGCACUGAUUACGUUUAGACAUUCGUGUUCCAUAAGUGCUCCGUGCCCUUCCGACUCCCGUCGACGGCUCUCAGACUCAGAACUGUAUUGUUUCCGAUUCAAUGGACCUGUAACAUCCAUUGAAUGGUGCUCACGAUAAGUAUUAUAAUGUCGAAUAAGAACAAUUCAAGUAUAUCCGUAUUAUUUUCAGUCAAAUUGUGCUGUGUUUAUUAUAUUUUAUUCUUGAACAAUAUUAUAGUUGAGUGAUAAUUAUGAAUAUGCUUACCUACAAUAAUUAUACUCGGUAUGUUAUUUUGUAUAAUAAUGUGAAUAAGAUGCCAAAUAUUCAACCAUUUUAUAUAAUUUAUAGUGAUAUUAUCAAUGUUAUUCCAGUUAGAGGCUGAGCCUUACACAUGUACCUAUGAAAGCAUUAUUUUAUAUUUGAGACAAAAAUCAUCCAGUAAAAGUGUUAGAUUGUGUAAUAAAAUGUCAUAGAACGUAAUAAUGUAAAAUUAUUUAUGUUUCAUAUGAAAAGCUAUGACAAGUUUGGUGCCAUCAGUGAUUUGGAUUUUGAGGCAUUUUCUUAAGUUUUGACAUUGUAUUCGAAUAAUAUUGCCUUAGUAAAAAAACUAAAGGCGAAAAUUUUGUAAUGCUCAGGACUAAGUAGUGAGUGUUGCCUGUGUAAUAAAGUUUGAAGGUUGGUUUAGAAUGUUACCUAUUUGGCAAUAAUGUAUCAACGGUUGUAAUGUGGUGCCUUCAUUGAUAUUAAGUUCGCACAAUUACUUUAAAAAUGUAAAUACUAUAAUAUACUUCGGUUUUUGUAAAAUAUUUUACCGAUACUAAGCAUGCAAAGACUGACUUGGUGUAUUAUUAUGUGUAAUUUUAUAUUGUAAGUGUAUCUACUUUCAAAAUUUAAUAAAAAUGCAUAUUACAUA
This is a messenger RNA of Trichoplusia ni (cabbage looper), 4115 nucleotides long. It is a transcript of the gene conu, whose product is annotated as rho GTPase-activating protein conundrum. The coding region runs from base 1365 to 3143 and encodes 592 amino acids. Gene Ontology annotation, biological process: regulation of small GTPase mediated signal transduction; regulation of actin filament polymerization; signal transduction. Lineage: Eukaryota; Metazoa; Arthropoda; Insecta; Lepidoptera; Noctuidae. Gene Ontology annotation, cellular component: cytoplasm. Gene Ontology annotation, molecular function: GTPase activator activity. The record is from RefSeq and is a predicted model, not a curated record. The transcript is spliced from 12 exons.